Molecule: messenger RNA, 2114 nt
Organism: Triticum dicoccoides
Lineage: Eukaryota; Viridiplantae; Streptophyta; Magnoliopsida; Poales; Poaceae
Exons: 9
Coding region: 4-1833 (609 amino acids)
Biological process (GO): protein K48-linked deubiquitination
Cellular component (GO): nucleus
Molecular function (GO): ubiquitin binding; cysteine-type deubiquitinase activity
Source: RefSeq, a predicted model, not a curated record
GCCAUGGAGCCACCCGGUUCGGGUACAGGAGCAGCAGAACCGGUCGAGGAGGACCGCGUCGACGAACCGGCCCAUGGGGGCUCCUCCCCGAGCGCUGCGGCGCCGCCACCUCCACCUCCCCGCACGACGCCCCUCCACCUCGAGCAGGCCGGAGGCGGCGCCGAUGGGUCGACCCCCGCGACGGUGUUCGACCCCCGGAAGGGCAAGGAUCCGGUGCCCCUGCUGCCGCCCUGGGCCAUUCCUCCUCCUCCGAGCCCCGCCACGGUGUUCGACCGACGGAAGGGCAAGGAUCCGGUGCCCCCGCUGCCGCCCUGGGGCAUUCCUCCUCCUCCGAGCCCCGCGGGCAGCAGCAGCUCCUCCGACUCCUCCAUCGACUACGGCGCGGCAUUCAGGGCCGGGGCCUUCGGAGACGGGGUCACCGAGUCGAGCACCGCCGCGGAACUCAGAGCCCGCGGCGGCAGGGCGCCGGCUACGUGGAGCGACCCCUUGGUGGCGGCCACGAGGGAGGAGCCCAACGCGGCGCCGCAUCCGUUCGACCACGGGAUGAUCGAUCGGCUGGUGCGACAGCAGGCGGCCAUCGACGGGGCGAUCGGGCUACGGGAAGAGCCCGACGAGGCGGCGCCGUCGGUCGACCCCAAGCUGGUUGCGCAGUUGUUGCUCCAGUGGCUGGCGAGAGUGCAGGCGGCCGUCGACGAGGACAACAGGCGACGGGAACAGCAGUACAACUCGUUGCGCGCGGAAGAGGCGAUGUACCAGAAGGAACAGGAGAAACUAUCACAAGUAAAGGUUGUGGUAAAGGUGAAACCCAAGCAAGACAAACUAGGUAUAAACUGGACUCGGAUCAUGAACAAGAUUUUUCGUAGAGAAGGAAGGGAAAUAUGUUCGGAACAUGUGAACCACCAGACACAUCCCAUCACUGAAGUCAGAAGGCAUCAUAGGCUUGCUUCUGACGAGGCGAACCAUCUUGAUGCGUAUUCAGAAUAUAGAUCGGUGAUUGGAGAUGGGGAGUGUUUCUACAGGAGCUUCAUAUUUUCGUACCUUGAGCAAGUUAUUGAUAGGCAGGACACACAUGAGGAACAACGUCUCCUUCGUGUUGUUGAAAGAAUGUCCAUGCAACAUGCAAAUCUUCGAUGGAACUCUGACUUUCGCAGGAGCAGCAAAGCAUUUAAGAAUCUGAUCAAGAAAAUAAUGAGACGGAAACAUGGCAGAGAAUCAACUAGCAGGUUUUUGACUUGCUUGGUUUUCUGCAAUUCCAUCAUAGUAUUGUGGCCGAAUGCAUUCCAUCUCACUGACAUAAUAUGUGCCAUUUUUAGCCGCCGUAAAGAGAAACUUCUCAAGUUCUUCAACAAGGAUGAUACGACACUAGACAUUUUCAUUUUCCUCAGAUUACUAGUAGCUAUCCAGAUGUGCUCGCACAGGGAGGUGUAUGAACCGCUUAUACCCGGGCUCAGAGGAAAUUACAAUCUGGAAGAUUGGUGCUUUUGGCGCGUCACUCCAGCUCGCCGGUUCACGCAUCAUGUUAUGAUGGUGGCCUUGGCCAGAGCGCUUGAGGUACCCCUCAGAGUGGAGCGAGUCCGAGGAGGAUAUGAUCCAGAUAUCUACACUGUUCCUGGAGUUCCCCGUCCGAGAGUGACCCUGCUGUACUCGGCAAAUCACUACGAAAUCAUCUACCCACGUGCUCCUUCUGCUGAGAGUUCAAGUCAUCAGGCUUCCCAGAGAGAACAUGCUGCUGAUCAGGGUUCAAAUCAACAAACUUCCCAGAGAAAACAUCCUGCUGAUCAGAGUUCAUGUCAUCAGGCUUCCCAGAGAGAAGAUCCUGCUGAUCAGAGUUGAAGUGAAUAGAUUCCGCUGGAUUAAAGUUUGAGUUGGGCUGCUGCCUAUGAAUGAGAUUAGUGGUAGGCAUAUCAUCCUCCAGAUAUCUACAUGCAGUGAUGAAGUUGGGGUAGACAUAGCAUAUACACUUGUGCGUUCUUCUUUGAUAGGGAGAGAAACUUGUGGUGUUGUUUGAAUUGUUGGCUGGUAUACUUGUGCAUUCUUUGAAAGAAUUUCUUUCUAAUGUUGGCAAAGAUACAUACUGCUGAUGCCACUGGAUUGAUUGAUCAGUUUGGUGCUAA